Calidris pugnax (ruff) is the source of this 7932-nucleotide messenger RNA. It is a transcript of the gene PHLPP2, whose product is annotated as PH domain and leucine rich repeat protein phosphatase 2. The record is from RefSeq and is a predicted model, not a curated record. The coding region runs from base 1 to 3954 and encodes 1317 amino acids. The transcript is spliced from 19 exons. Gene Ontology annotation, molecular function: protein binding. NCBI's taxonomy places the organism in Eukaryota, Metazoa, Chordata, Aves, Charadriiformes, Scolopacidae.
AUGCCCGGUUCUCUGCCGUCGGCAGCAGCCGCUCGGGAGAGAAACGUGAAGCGCAACGGGAGCAGGAGCUGUCUGAACAGGAGCCGGUUUGGUUCCCGUGAGAGGGACUGGCUGAAGGAGGACGUGGGCCGGGGCUGCGUGUAUGUUUAUGGAAGAGACCCUGCAGCCGCUGCUUCUGCCUCGGACUUGCGCUUGGUCCUCUGCACGGUGGAGACCCCGGUGUCCGAGAUCUGCGAUGGAGAAGGGAGAAAAAACCUCUACUUGCAACUUCAUGGAGACCUGGUCAGGAGGCUGGAGCCAACAGAAAAACCCCUUCAGAUUGUGUAUGACUACUUGGCUGGGUUGGGCUUUGACGAUCCUGUCAGAAUGCAGGAAGAGGCAGCAAACUCUGAUCUCAGCUGUAUGAUUCGCUUUUACAGUGAAAAGCCAUGUCAAGUGGAACAGGUAGAUCGCAUCCUGCUCUCUGGAGUCUAUAACGUACGCAAAGGAAAGACCCAGUUGCACAAGUGGGCAGAGCGCUUGGUAAUUCUCUGUGGUACGUGCCUCAUUGUGUCCUCUGUGAAAGACAGCCACACAGGGAAGAUGCACAUCCUGCCUCUCGUUGGAGGGAAGGUGGAAGAGAUGAAACGUCGUCAGUACACACUUGCUUUCACAUCUGCUGGGGCACAAGCUCAAACAUACCAUGUUUCCUUUGAAACACUGGCAGAGUGUCAGCGGUGGCACCGACAGGCGUCCACGGUUGUGUCUAUGCGACUCGGCAUGGUUGAUCUUUCAUGCUACAGCCUUGAGGAAGUACCUGAGCACCUCUUCCACAGUCAAGACAUCAUCUACCUCAACCUACGACACAAUUUUAUGAGAUCAAGUGGAGCAGGGAGCCUUGACUCUCUUUGCAGGUUUUCUCAGUUGAAGAGCCUGAACCUGUCUCAUAAUAGACUGGGAGAGUUUCCUGUAUCACUGUGCGAGAUCUCUACUCUGACAGAGCUUAAUCUUUCCUGCAAUGGACUUCAUUACUUGCCAAGCCAGAUUGGCAAACUGUUGAACCUCCAGACCUUCUGGCUUGAUGGGAAUUUCCUCACAUCCUUACCAGAAGAACUGGGAAGUCUGCAACAGCUCAGCUGUCUCGGGCUUUCCUUUAAUAACUUCUGUGAACUGCCAGCAAUUUGUGAGAAACUCGUUGUCUUGGACAAACUAGCCCUGGCGGGGAACUUGCUGGAGACCCUGGACCUGGCAGUGCUGAACCGCAUGAAUCACAUCAAAAGUGUGGACCUGAGGCUGAACAACCUGAAGAGAACAGCAGCUGACACUCUGGAGGGGAACAAAUCUGUGACUUACAUGGAUUUACGAGACAAUCAGAUGACAGAUCUGGAUCUGAGCUCCUUGGGCUGCCUGGAGCAGCUGCACUGCGAGCGGAAUAAGCUGAAAGAGUUGACGCUGAGCGGCUUCUCCCUUCGGGCCCUCUAUGCCAACAGCAACUGUCUGACAGCUGUCAAUAUUUACCCAGUUCCUGGUCAACUGACGUGUCUAGAACUCUCUCACAAUCAACUGCAGUGUGUCCCAGACUGGGCCUGUGAAGCAAAGAAACUGGAAGUUUUGGAUAUGAGCUACAACCUCCUUGUGGAGCUUCCACCAAGGAUCCUCAGCAGCUUGAGCCUUCGGAAGUUGAUGGUGGGGCACAAUCGUCUGCAGAGCCUCCCACCUCUUCUAGAACACAUUCCACUGGAGGUGCUGGACCUUCAGCACAACCUGUUGACUAAACUCCCAGAGACACUCUUUGUCAAGGCUCUGAACCUCAGGUACCUGAAUGCAUCUGCAAACAGCCUGGAGUCCUUGCCCUCUGCCUGUACAGGGGAGGAGAGUCUGAGCAUGUUGCAGCUGCUUUACUUGACCAAUAAUAACCUCACAGAUCAGUGCAUCCCUGUUUUGGUGGGACACCCGAGCCUACGGAUCCUGCAUCUGGCAAACAACAACCUACAGACGUUCCCUGCAAGCAAACUUAGUAAGCUGGAGCACUUGGAAGAGCUGAAUCUGAGCGGCAACAAACUGAAAACAAUUCCCACAACAGUGGCAAACUGCAAGCUACUUCAUACACUUAUUGCACACUCUAAUGAAAUCAGCAUCUUUCCAGAGAUCCUACAUUUGUCCCGUAUUCAGUUUGUUGACUUGAGCUGCAAUGAGUUAACUGAAAUCCUAAUCCCUGAGGCACUGCCAGGUACCUUGCAAGAGCUGGACCUGAGCGGGAACACAAACCUGGUGCUAGAACACAAAACACUGGACAUCUUCAGUCACAUUACCACGCUGAAGAUUGAUGCAAAGCCCUCCCUCACAGCAGACUCAGCACUCACUUCUACCUUCUGGAGUCAUGGAGUAGCUGAGAUGGCAGGCCAAAGGAAUAAGCUGUGUGUGUCAUCCCUGGCGAUGGGGAGCUUUGCAGAGGGGGUGGAGGCUGUGUAUGGCAUGUUUGAUGGUGACAAGAACGAGGAGCUGCCACGCUUGCUGCAGUGCACCAUGGCCGAUGUGCUCCUGGAGGAGGUACAGCAGUCAGACACCAUGUUCAUGUCCAACACCUUCUUGGUCUCCCACAGGAAGCUGGGCAUGGCUGGGCAGAAGCUGGGUUCCUCUGCUGUCCUUUGCUAUAUUCGUCAUGAUGUGGCCGAUCCAGCCAGCAACUUCUCUCUGACGGUGGCCAAUGUGGGGACGUGCCAAGCCAUUCUGUGCCGAAGUGGAAAACCACUGCCUCUCUCCAAAGUCUUCAGCCUUGAACAAUGUCCAGAAGAAGCCAAGAGAGUCAAGGAGCAAAAAGCCAUUAUAACAGAGGACAAUAAGGUGAACGGUGUGACUUGCUGUACUCGGAUGCUGGGCUGCACGUACCUGCAUCCUUGGAUCCUGCCCAAACCACACGUCAAUUCCAUUCCACUGACUGUACAAGACGAGCUUCUGCUUCUAGGGAACAAAGCUCUCUGGGAACACCUUUCUUACACAGAGGCUGUCUCGGCCGUGCGCCACCUACACGACCCGCUAGCUGCUGCAAAGAAACUCUGCACUUUAGCCCAAAGCUACGGUUGCCAAGACAACGUGGGUGCAAUGGUGGUGUGUCUGAACAUCAGUGAGGACAACUGUACAUGUGAGAUGCACGGCCUCACUCUGCCAGGCCCUGGGGGAUUUAGUUCCACCACCACCAAGCCAGCAACCCCUUCAUCUAGCAGUGGAAUCGCUUCAGAGUUCAGCAGUGAACUGUCUGCUUCUGAGGUUAGCAGCGAGGUGGGCUCCACUGCUUCAGAUGAACACAAUGCUGUUGGUCUUGAUGGCAGUUUGCUACCGCGACAAGAGCGACGUUGCAGCCUACAUCCUGUGCCCCCCUCGAGCAUCUUUCAGCGCCAGCCUUCCAGUGCCACCUUCUCUAGCAACCAGUCUGACAAUGGUCUGGAUAGCGAUGACGAGCAGCCUGUGGAAGGUGUGAUGACAAAUGGCAGUAAAGUGGAGGUAGAGGUGGACAUCCACUGCUGUAAAGGAAAGGGCCUGGAGUUUGAGCCUCCUGCUGCAGAGCGCGGCUCCUCUGCGCCAGGGCCAGAGGAUGACUCUGGGCUUGUCCUCGUCAUUCGGAGACAGAACAGUGUAAACAGCAAUACUGUGCAGAGGGUGGUCAAGGAAAAGUGUGAACUGCAAAAAUCUCUUUCCACAUGCUGUCUCUAUGGAAAGAAGCUUUCCAAUGGCUCCAUAGUGCCCUUGGAGGAGAGCCUCAACCUCAUCGAAGUAGCCACUGAGGCACCCAAGAAGAAGACAGGCUAUUUUGCUGCUCCGUCCCAGAUGGAGCCAGAGGAUCAAUUUGUGGUGCCACCUGAUCUGGAGGAGGAAGUGAAGGAACAAAUGAAGCAGCAACAGGAGAAUGGAGCGGAUCAGGAGCAGAAAGAGGAACAUGCAGCGACUCUGCCAGAGGAGUUUGACACAGCUUUGUAACCCUACAAGUACUGCUCCCAUAUCGUCUGUCCCAGGAAGCUCUGUCCCAUAAGGGCUGUCUUGCCCUCCAAGGGGAGCUGGGAUCUGCAAGGAGUACAGGCAUCUGCUGCUUCCUUAAUGAAGUCGAGGAAGAAUUGGGAGUGCUAAGGUCUGGGCUGUCCACUUGUCACUGUAGAGUCUCAGUUGUUCUAUGAGCACUCAGCCCAGCCAGCUGAGCUCGGUGUCAGGGACUGUCUGGAAAUCCUGUAAGCACUAGAAGAAGGCAGGUGUUCCAACACCUGCCUGUAACUCCUUGAAUCCUGAGGUUCUGCCAGCUCUGCAGGAAAAGGGCUGGCAUAUGUGUGUGUGUGUGGGGCGAGGAGGCUGCUUGGAGGGGGCAAUGUUCAGUGUUUGGAGUCCUGUGAAUAUGUCUGAUGCAGUGCCCUCCCCCCCACCCCCCAGCACCUGACUUUGUUAUUCCUUGAAAGAAUACAGCCAGUUGCAAUGAAGCUGACCCAAGAAUGGUUUCCUACAUUAAUUGCAAGCACUUUUAUUGAUUGCACUUAAGCUGUUCUGCUCCACUUAAGCCCAGCACUUUAUUAUUUAGGGUUAGGGGAGAGAGCACUCCACAGCAGGUGUGGUGGGAGCUUUUCCCUAUGGACAUUGUUAGGGCAGUGGAGGACUCAGGGUACCAGUGUUCUGAUGGGCACUGGUGCAGGGUAGAGUGAGGGUUAUGAUGGGAUCAGCCUGUGCAGGAUGAGAAAAUACACAGCUGAGGGAUAAGCAGGUGCCUACUCAUGCGUUUUACAUGGAGCAUAGGAGAGACCAGCUCUGGACCGGCUGAUUAAGGUAACAGGUAGAGCUCGUGCUUCUAGUUGCAGAGCACAGACCCAGCUCAUCACCAUUUUGGCCACCUCCCAUCAUGAAUGCUUCACAGUAGAGGCUUCCCAUAUCCAGAAGAUACGGGAUGAAACCAGCAGCUCAUGCUUGUUUCAGUGAGGUGCUCAGUCUGAGAGGAAACCAAGUUGUGAGCUGUGGGAUGCUGCUCUAAGGCUGGUGAGCAGUGGGGCUGCCUUUCAUAAUGCUGAGGAAGCAUUCAGUGCUCUGUUCCACCAACAUCCACCUCUGCACUGUCAGCCAUAGCAUCUUUGCUUGCCUCUGAAAGCAAGAGUCGCGUUCCAAAUCCACAGCAACCUGCUUUUCAUGGUACAUGCCCAAUUCGGCCACAAACAAGGUGAAAGCAUACUUGGUUUUGCUUAGCUCUCAAUGCAAAAGGAAAGAAAUGGAACUUCUCACCUUUAAUAUCAUCUUUAUCAGCACUGGAAAAGAUGUUUAAAACAGCCCCUCUAAUGGUGAACUGGCCGGUCUGCAUUUGGCAGAUGCGUGGUGUUUCCUUGAGGAUUUUUGGUGCAGGGUGUGUUGGCCACCUGUGUCGUCAUCUCCUGUGAAAAGACCCCGUGACGUGCAGAUCUGUCUUCCUGAGCUGGCAGAGAGCUGCCCAGGUCACGUCAGGGGUGCAGUAAUCCUGACUGUAAUGUGGGCUAGUGCCUUUUCUUCUUUAUUAAUUAUAGUUAUGAAGAAAACUCGACAGUUUCUUCUCAAGAGCUCUGAGUUGUAUAUUUUUGGAUCAAAGUCAGGCCUUGCUCAGAAAGAAAUACUGUGCAGACUACUUGUAGGAUUCUGUUAAUAUGGAUCUUUUGAGAAAAUCUAAUUACUGAGAUUUCAAAGCACCUUGAAUUUCUUCUCACUAGGAACAAAAAUAAUGUAUUUUUACCAUGCAUGAGAAAGCAACAUUUUAGGAUAUACCUUGUGCUAGUUACAAUGUAAUCAUGAAACAACCCAAAAACUUUUUUCCAGAGUUUAAACUCUAACAAAUUUUGGAUGUUUAAAUGCCCGUUUCAUUUGGAAGUGGAGAGAAAAGCUAAUUCUUAGAAUCGCAGAAACAGCAUCAUUUGAAUCCCUUAGGCAGAGAAACAAUAGCAGGAAAGAUUAAAAAAAACUAAACCCCAAACAUCUUUCAUGCUCUCCCCAUACAAGUAUGCAGAAAAAGCUCAUCCCAAUGUAUUUGACUGUAACUUUUAAUUCUGUCACUGAUGAUAAUUUUACCAAAUAUGUGUGCCCAGCCCAAUGCCUUCUGAUACCUGCCAGGGAUCUGAAGCAGCCCCUGUUGAUGUUCAGUGUGGGACUGAUGCAGAAAUACACUCUUCUUUCUGAGUAAGACUGUGACAAACCUUGCACUAGGAGAGAGGCAGAUGUUAAUGCAAAUCAAGUCUCUCUUUCUUGCACUGAUGUGGAAAAUCCAGUGUGUCCUUGCCAGUCAAACCAGUAGCAUUGCACGGAGAGUUGGCAUUGCCACAGGGAGUUACUCAUGAAGGGCCCUACCUAGCUCAGUGGGGAAGGACUAAGUAGAACAAAGCUCUGGAGUGGAGCAUGCAGAUGUCUGAGCUGCUCCUCCUCAUGGUGGUGACAGAAUGGAAUGCAAGGAAUUCCUGCUUAGUCUUUUCCGCCGGUGCCAUUUCUGGUUUGAAGCAGAAAAGGAGUUUAAUAGAGCCAGCUCCUAUUUUCCAUGGGUGUGAACUGUCAUGGCAGAACGUGGCUUGUUCUCUUACACUAGGCAAGAGUCCACGGCGUUCUCUGCUGAAGCAGGUAUUAUGAACUGUUUGUAUUACUGUGGGCAGCACAGCCUGAGUGCUUCCCUCCACCACCACCUUUUCUUUUCCUGCUUCCCUAGAGGCAGCAAGCUUCUCCUUUGUCUUCCUCACCUUACUUACUACCACCACCUUAGAUUUCAAGCUGCCUGGGUGCUCUGCUGUAGGUGGAACAGGUAUGAAUCAGCCAGUCUAGUGAAGGACUCAUAGCAGGGGAUAGAAAGUGUUUUCCCAGUUCUCUUCCUGUUCUUCAGUCUCUUCCCUGAUUUUUGUAUGUGGUUCUUGCAUCAUCUCCACAGAGACACAUCACUAAGAAUGUCCCAGACUUGCUAUUAGAGGGAGGUUCUCAGCUUGGGGUCAUCAGGCUCUCUUGUCCCUGCUGAGCAAUGCCAUGCUCAGCUGGUGAGGUGGUUUGUCCAUCUCUUCAGUAAUUGUGGCUCUGCUGGUGAGUGUGCUUGCUGAGAACAGGUACUCUAAAGGCAGGACCCAUCUGCCCUGCCCUGUCCUGUCCAGAAAGACUGCUGCAAAAGGAACCCUUAGAGGUUUUACUUAGUGAUGAGUAGUUGGGGGCUGAGUAUUAAGGACGAGGGAUAACCUCCCAGUUGCUCCCAGCACCAGGCCUGGUGGAGGCAGCGCCACAGAUCGCUAGGACCUGAUCAGAAUCCUCAGCUAGAUGGGAGGGUAAAAUCCUGUUCCAAGAAGGAGCAAGUUAUUUCCUUUUCUCGGGGACAGGCUGCUGUGAGGUCUGAAAUCCUUCUCCCAGGACACAGGACUUUCAGCCAUACCUACGGACCUUGGACUUCAGGAGUUCCUGCACUCCUUUCGGAUGGUGAUGGCUGUCGUGUCACUUGCCAAAGCCCUUCUUCAGGCAGUAGGUUCACCUCUUUUGGUUUUGUGCAGUUGUUGUUUGCUGUUCCAUUGCUGUCUGAAGACUCAACUGUAUUUUCCCCUCUUUUUUCACAUUUUAAAAUGUUACCUUUUUUUAAACUUGAUUCAUAUGACCCCCUGCAUGUUAAAGGAAUACGGCAGUGCAACAACUGUUUAUUAAAUAAUCUUUUUCAUGUUUUUUGUUUUAAAAAGGAGACUAUUUUCUGUAUCCCACUCUAGCAUGCACCGACAAUAAUCCCUGGUUUCUAUCAUGUAUGGGAGUAGGUUGUCCAAUGAAUGCACCUUCAGCACUGUGGCCUAUGUUUGUAUUGCUCUGGAGAGGCAAAUAACUUAAGAUUGCUGGAAAACACUAUUCCAUUGAUUCUUUAUUCAGAUGUAUAGAGCAGUCCAGGAAGGAAGAAUAUUUUUGCAUCAACUUUUCAGCUGACUUAGCAAUAAAGAUUUUUACUUUCAUCUAACUAUA